This is a messenger RNA of Ornithorhynchus anatinus (platypus), 6511 nucleotides long. It is a transcript of the gene VWA2, whose product is annotated as von Willebrand factor A domain containing 2. Gene Ontology annotation, molecular function: calcium ion binding. The transcript has 14 exons. Lineage: Eukaryota; Metazoa; Chordata; Mammalia; Monotremata; Ornithorhynchidae. The record is from RefSeq and is a predicted model, not a curated record. The coding region runs from base 315 to 2678 and encodes 787 amino acids.
CCUUUGUUGCGGGGAGGUCCGGGCUCCUCCCUUUGGAAAACCAACGAGUCGCGCAGGGUCCCCACCUCUCCGCCAUCCGUGGGACUUUCUCCCAGCCAGCUCGGAUUUCCUUAGCGUUUUGCGGAAAGAGUAGCUCCGCCGGGUUGCGGGGCGGGGGGAGGUAGGGGCUAAACGCAGCCCGUCGCAGAAUCGCAGUUGGGAAACCGGGGAGAAGGUGACCACCCCGCAAACCGCAGCGCGCCCGGCCCCGACCACCCUCCAAAUAACCCCAAGUUUCGACCGACAGACCGAUCGCAUCCUCCUGCUUGGUCAACAUGGUCCCCUUUCUGUGGUUGGAAGCUUUCUGUAUUUCCCUGUUUUCCCAAGCAUUCCUGUCCCACUGUAUUCAGGAACUCCAUGCCAGCAAGGAGACGAUUAUGAAGAUUUCGGCAGCUAGUCAAUUGAUGCAGUGCUCAGCCGCUGUGGACAUCUUAUUUCUGUUGGAUGGCUCCUACAGUAUUGGGAAAGGGAGCUUUGAAACAGCCAAAUACUUUGUGGUUAAAUUGUGUGACGCCUUGGACAUCAAUCCAGAUAGGGUCCGAGUGGGAGCUGUUCAGUUCAGCGUGGCCUCGUGGCUCGAGUUUCCCCUGGAUUCAUGUUUAACCCGGCAGGAAGCAAAAGACAAAAUCAAGAAGAUUGUUUUCAGAGGUGGGAGCACAGAAACCGGCCUCGCUCUAAAAUACAUUCUCUGGAAAGGUUUUCCUGGGGGAAGAAAUGCCUCCGUACCCCAGAUUCUGAUCCUCAUCACCGACGGCAAGUCCCAAGGAAAUGUCACCGUGCCUGCUCAACAGCUGAAGGACAGGGGCAUCACGGUGUUUGCUGUGGGAGUCAGGUUUCCAAGAUGGGAGGAGCUACACUUACUGGCCAGUGAGCCAAAUGAGCAGCAUGUAUUGUUUGCAGAGGACGUGGAUGAUGCCUACAAUGGUUUGAUGAGCACCCUCACCAGCUCUACUGUCUGCAGUGCCGUGUCUCCAGGCUGCAAGAUUCAGUCUCACCAGUGUGAGCGUAAGACUCUAGAAACUGUGAAGGAGCUGGCUGGGAAUUAUAUGUGCUGGAGAGGAUCAGGGAGAGCAGAUACAGUGUUUUCAUUUCUCUGCCCAUUCUACAGUUGGAAGAAAGUUUUCAUAACUCACCCUACUGUUUGUUACAGAACCAUCUGUCCAGGUCCGUGUGAUUCUCAACCCUGCCAGAACGGAGGCACCUGUGUCCCAGAAGGUUUGAAUGCGUAUCAUUGUGUCUGCCCAGUGGGAUUUGGAGGGGAGGCCAACUGUGUUCCUAUGCUCAGCCUGGAGUGCAGCGUUGAUCUCCUCUUCCUUGUGGACAGUUCACAUGGCACCAGCCUGGAGGCAUUUCUGGAGUUGAAAUCUUUCCUGAAGUACUUCGUUCAGGCUGUUGUGAGCAGGGACUCCCCGACCAGGGUCGGAGUGUCCCAGUACAGCCAGGAGGUGGAAGUCCUCGUGCCGGUAGGAGAGCACUGGGACUCUGCUGACCUGGUGAAAGGCGUGGAGGCCCUGCGCCUCGGGGAAGGAGGCGCUCUGACCGGCUGGGCCCUGCGGCACGUCGCCCGGCCUGGCUUCUGGGAGGCUUCGAACCUCACCGACGUCUUCAACAAGCCGCGGGUCGUGGUCCUGUUCGCUGGCACUGGGUCGCAAGACCCUGUAUCCGAGGCGGCGAGAACCGCCCGAGACCAGGGCCUGUUCCUGAUCGCAGUGGGCCGUGAGGCCUUGGAAAUGGAGCUGCAGGAGAUUGCUGGCCACCCGAAGCGAACAAUAACCUACUCUGACCCCCAGAACCUCCUCGACAGAAUCACAGAACUUCAAAAGACAAUCUGUAGCCUCGACAGACAAGCCUGUCAGGUUCCAUCGCUGGAUCUUGUCUUCCUGGUGGACGCCUCGGCUGCAGUGGGAAGAGAGAAUUUCACCCACACGAGGAACUUUGUAAGAAGCAGCUCCCUGCGGUUUGACAUCAACCGCGACGUGACCCAGAUAGGGCUGGUGGUGUUUGGCCGCCAGAUCCGAACAGUGUUUGCCCUGGACACCCACCCGACCGGGUCGGGUGUCCUGGAGGCAGUCAGCCAGAUGCCAUUCGUUGGCGGGGUGGGCUCGGCCGGCACCGCCCUCCUGCAUGUAUACGAUGAGGUGAUGACUGUUCAGAAGGGAGCCCGGCCUGGGGUGAGCAAGGCGGUGGUCCUGAUUACAGACGGGACGGGAAUCGAAGACGCUGUCGUCCCGGCUCAGAAGCUCAGAAGCAACGGCGUGUCAGUGUUCGUGAUCAGGGUUGGGCCAUUUCAGAAGGAGGCCCUUCUCAGAAUUGCAGGGUCUCCCAGCUAUCUGGUCCAGGCCUCCUCCUACAAAGACCUCAAGAGCUAUGAAGACUCAUUCAUUGACAGAAUCUGUGAAGAGGCCAAGCAGCCAGUGAACCUGUGCAAGCCCAGUCCAUGCAUGAACGAUGGCGUCUGCAUUCUGUAUGACGGCAGUUAUCGGUGCGAGUGCAGAGGCUGGGAAGGGCCCCACUGCGAGAACAAGAUUUUAAGAGGUGACACUCCCGGGCCACAUGGUUUGCACCAACGGCAAGCGGGCUGGCGGCAGCUGUCUAGACCAAAGCACUUGCAGAAAAGGCACCCAUACCUGAGGAUCUGAACCAACAAAAACUGCUGGAUGGCUCCUGGUCACACAUGUUCCAUCCUGUGGAUUUUUGUCUCAAUGUCUUCUUCCAGCCAGUAGCCUCCAGAAGUCGGAUCUUGUCUGGUGCAAGCGUGAUUCACGGAGCCAGAGACCGAGCUGCGUGGAAACCCUGUGGCGGCAGAAUAAUUCUCCCGCAACCAGUGCCUUUUUACGAAACGUAUUCUGUAUGUAUAUAAAUUUAAGCACAUAUUUAUUGUUGGUAUCUAGAACACUCCUCAUCCAAAAUUCUGGGGAAGAUUUCAUGUCCCUCAUUGGUUAUCUGAAAGGAUCUCUCCGCAGGCUGGUGUUUUUGGACAGAUUUGUGGCUUUGUUAGAGGUCUGUGUAGGGCAGUCAGCCCUGUUAGAUUUUGGUGGUAGUUGUGGUGGUGUUGGGUGGGGAAGGGGAGGAAGGUUGCCCUCUGCCCCUCUCUUUUAUAUUUGUAAUGCUCUUUCCUUGCUUAGUGUCACUCUCUCUGGACACUGAACCUCUUGGCUAAGCAGGGAAUCAAGAAAUGGUCAUUUAAAGUAGAAGUGCUCCUUUCAUUGUGACAGCCCUCUCUGCAGGACAACUUUGAAUUGUCAAACCAAAAACAGCAGCCCUUAGACUCUGGAUUAGAAAAACAUGGAUUUUUCACCAAUGAGAUCAUUUGCAUAUUAGCCCACCCUGUUUAAAUAUGAAAAUCUUGACAGAAAAUAUACUAAACAAACAAACAUCCUAAUUGAAAACUAAUUUUUUCAUUGAUUCGGCCUUCCCCACCAGAGCUGUAGCUACUGGCAAAGCAAGACUAGGACCUCCACAUUCUUGAACAGUUUUGCAGUGAACACCUGGUGUGUUGACCACCUAGUGCCUUUACUACUGUUGAUACUUUGAGGGUUUCCUUUGCCAUUCUUUUUCCUCUUGUACUUUUAUUUAGGCAGGAAAUUCUUAAGACUACGUGAGGCAAAGAACUACAAAAAUAUAAAUCAAGAUGCUCAGGUGUGUUUUUAAGGAGAUAGUUUUUUUUUAAAAAAUGUAAAAGACAUAGAACUGUAGCAGGAAAUGGCUUGUGGGUGCCAAGCAGAGAUGGAGCCAGAACACAGUCCAUUUACUGGCUGAGAGUUUUAUCAAGGCCAACGUGACAAGGAAUAGGCUCACAGCACAUCAUUCUGCUUUCUUGGCUUCUUUGGCUUUGAGUUUUCCUUUGUGGCUGUCUUGUUGAGGACCUUCUUUCUAUGGAGGCCUCCAAAUUGCCCUCAGAACCUUGGGACAUGCAGCAAAGCCCUAAAGAUUUUUUUUAUUAAUUGGAGAUUACGAUAGAAGUUUUCCUUAAAAGGAAUUUUAAAAGCGCUUUUAAGUAAGGCCUAAGGGAAAACCGUUGGUUCAUCUGUUAUUAGCUGUACCAAAAGGUUACAUUAAGAACAUGAAUGAACUUUCCCCAUAAAAUUCUCCCAGACACUCCCCUCAAAAUCUCCUUUUGUUUUGAAUGCCGUACUUUGGGUAGUUAGGUCUUUACUCUUUCAUUUAAGCAUUUUCCUCCCCUUCUGACUUUUGUCUUAAAACACACACUGAAGUUUUUCACUGAAACACACAGCACUGGAGGCAGCAAUAUGCUAAAGAUAUUUUUUAUUCACAAUUUAUGUGACAAUGUUAAAGGGAUGUUUUCCCUUCUCUUUUGAUUUGACAUUUUACUGUGUUAUAUAAAGUUUAUAGGGGGUCAUUUUCUAGCCCAGGCUUCCAGUGCUUCUUGAAUGGAACAGCAGUUUCUCAGAAUCAGUAAGUUUUGACUUUCAGAUGCUUCCAAGAGAAACCACAGAUUUUUGGCUUGUUCCCUGCCUGACUAGAACAUAACAGGAAAUAAACAUCUGCCAUGGUCUCCAUAAAGAUUACCGUCUGUAGCCUGCCUGCAGUAAGGAUGGGUAAGCUUCCUUUUGGUUUCAUGCACAUUAGUGGAAUGAGAGUGGAGGUGUUUUCUUGUUUUUGUUUUAUUUUUAAGCACAAAAGUCUUUCUUGUUAAGGGUGUAUUAAAGCCCACUUUUAAGUACAUAUUUCAUAGCCUGGGCCAUUUUUCUGUGUGUGUCUAAAGGGCAUUAUGGUGGAAACCAAAGUAAACAUUGGUAUUUAGAUGCCAAUAGCUAUUAAUGCUUUUUCUCUCCUUUUAUUGAUGGGAGGAGGCUGAUAGGAUUUAUAAGGGACUUAAGGUAUCCUGGCCAAGUCCUAUGUCAGACAAUUUGGGGCUCAUUUUUAGAAAUCUGUUCUGGAGUCAGAUCUCGCCUCAGCUGCCUCUGAUUCCUUUUGUAUUCCUGUUCCUGUUCAGGCACAAGCCUUAAGAGAUGCUUUUACUCUCUCUGUCAGAGCUUAAUUUCUGAUGAGUCUGAACCUUUCCUGGGGCAGAUGGGCUCAGCUGGUAAGGAAAGGCUGUGGUCUGCCCUAGAUGAAUAGGGAAGUCCACUCCCUGGGCAUCAUUCCAGGCAGCUGCCUGCUCCUUAGGGACUGCUGUGAAGGUUGUUGUCACCCUGGUUGGUGCACAUCAUUGUCUUAUUUCCAGGCCCUCUGAGCCUUGUGUCCCAUCCCACUCUGGGACUCCCCGUGAUUCCUGGUUGGAGCUGGAAAGAUUGCCUGAAGUAGAUGGAUUGGAUUGAGUAAAAUCAACCAGUAGUAUUUUUGGAGUGCAGUUCCCUUUUUCUGUCUUUUUGUAAAGCAUUUCAGCCCUCUGACUGGAUGGACCACACUACAGCUUGAUAUAAUUUAAACCUCACCAAAACUCCAACAUGGCUUAAUGGGAUUCAGUUUUAGGGUUGGGUUUUUGAAAGUCCUGGUCUGCAACAGUUCUAAUUCUUAAACCUCUCCCUCCCAGUGAGGUCCAGAUGGACCUCCAGAAAAGUAGAGUUGGAGAGGGGGCUUAACCCCCUCAGCUCCAACAGGGGUCACCCCAUCACUACCUAGCUCCUGCCUCUUCUGGUAAGUUGAAAACGUUUCUAGUUCUUGUAGCAGAGACACUAAGAAAAUCCAUACCUGCUUGUCCCAAUUCUCUUCUCUCUUAUUUGUUCCAUAUGUUUUCUAAGACCCUGCCGGUGUGCAAGUUGGGUACCAAUUCAAAACCUCAGCCCAAAAACUCUUUCACAAGUUAAAGAUGUUCUAGCGCUACAUGAAGUUCACUUAAAGUUUUUCCAACCUCACAAAUCAUUGCUUAUUUAAGAAACCCACCUCUACUAAACUUUUUUUUAAUUUUGUGAAACCUGAACAUCUCUUGCUAGAAGGUCACACUUGAUAUUAUGGUAAAUGCUGUAGAUUGGAACUCAGCACAUAUUUAAUGCUCAUUUGUUCAAAUCUUUCCCCACAGUGUGCUAUUUUCAUUCCAGAUAUUUUCCCCACAGUCGAGAGAGAAGUAAUAUGUGCCUGAAACCCUAUUUUAAAGCAAUCAGUCCUCUUUCCUUUUUUUAAGUAUAGUCCUCCAUCAUGUUCUGGCAAUACAGCAAGUCCAGAUUAUAAAACUCUGGUCAGUUUUGAUUGUAUACAACAAAAAUUAAUGCUGCAUCAGCUUUCAUUUUUCCAAAUGUAGAUAUACAGUGCAGAGGGAGGGAUUUUUACAUCCAGUCCUUUCAUCUGGCUUCAAUAGUUCACAUACUUGGACCAAUGCUUUUCUACCAAGAAAGGUUUCAAAAUUUUAUUUUAGAAACUCAAAUCUAAGGACAAGUUAAACUACAUAUAAGGAAGAAAGGUAAGGUAGCUUCAAACAUGUUAAGAAUGAUAGUAAAAGUAUUAUAAUUCCUGUUGGUUGCAUUUCUCCCUUGAGUGCUUUACUUAAAACUGUUUAUUUUUAAUAGUACUG